Molecule: messenger RNA, 1500 nt
Organism: Musca vetustissima
Lineage: Eukaryota; Metazoa; Arthropoda; Insecta; Diptera; Muscidae
Product: major facilitator superfamily domain-containing protein 1
Exons: 7
Coding region: 1-1494 (497 amino acids)
Biological process (GO): transmembrane transport
Cellular component (GO): lysosome
Molecular function (GO): transmembrane transporter activity
Source: RefSeq, a predicted model, not a curated record
AUGGGCGAUGAUCGUUUACCCAUAGUUGAGAAUGAGGAGCAUUCGCCCACCACAACUCGUCUUGGACCACACGAUAAUGAAUUAGAUCCGGAACCGGUCGGAUGUGGUGCAUCGGCCUGUUGUAAUCCCAAUAGUGGAUUUCAUCGGUUUCUUGCCUUGAUAUUCAUGUGUCUCUUGGGUUUUGGUUCAUACUUUUGCUAUGAUAACCCCGGUGCCCUACAAGAAGUUUUCAAAGAAGAUCUCAAUAUAACUAGCACACAAUUUUCUAUGAUAUACUCGAUAUAUUCAUGGCCAAAUGUGGUUCUUUGUUUUGUUGGUGGCUUUCUAAUUGAUCGUGUCUUUGGAAUACGUCUUGGAACAAUUAUUUACCUGUUUAUAUUACUAAUUGGUCAAUUACUAUUUGCCACUGGCGGUCUAUUGAACACAUUUUGGAUUAUGAUUGUUGGCCGUUUCAUAUUUGGCAUUGGAGCCGAAUCAUUGGCCGUGGCUCAAAACAACUAUGCCGUACUAUGGUUCAAAGGAAAGGAAUUAAAUAUGGUGUUUGGAUUGCAAUUGUCGGUGGCUCGGUUCGGUAGCACUGUCAACUUUUGGGUAAUGCAACCCCUGUAUAAUUAUGUUCACGAGAUCUAUAAGGAACAUAACGCUCUGGGUGUAGUAUUGUUAUUGGCAGCUGGCACGUGUGUUCUAUCGUUAAUGUGUGCUUUAGUAUUGGGUUGGAUGGAUAAAAGAGCCGAACGAAUUUUACAGCGUAAUACAAAUCCCUCGGGCGAAAUAGCCAAGCUAAGUGAUGUAGUCACAUUCAAGGUUACCUUUUGGAUGGUAUCAGUAAUAUGCGUGGCCUAUUAUGUAGCCAUUUUCCCAUUUAUUGCAUUGGGCAAGAGCUUCUUUAUGAAGAAAUUUCAUUUUGAACCCGACCAAGCCAAUAAUGUGAAUUCGAUUGUUUACCUUAUAUCUGCCGUGGCAUCGCCAUUGUUUGGUUUUCUGAUUGAUGUAACUGGCCGUAAUGUAUCGUGGAUUUGCUUGGCUACUUGUUCAACAAUUGGAGCACAUUCCUUAUUAGCAUUUACUAUGGUAAAUCCAUAUGUUGGCAUGGUUCUAAUGGGUUUGUCGUACUCAAUGUUGGCUGCAAGCCUGUGGCCUCUGGUGGCAUUGAUUAUUCCCGAAUAUCAACUUGGAACCGCAUAUGGAUUCUGCCAAUCAGUACAAAACUUGGGACUGGCUGUAAUAACAAUUAUUGCUGGUAUGAUCAUUGACAAGAGUCACGGAGAUUACACUUGGCUGGAAUUGUUCUUCUUGGGCUGGCUAACAAUUGCUUUGAUUGCCACUUGCGUCAUAUUUGCAUAUGAUCGUAAAACUAAAGGAAAUCUCAACAUGUCACCAGCACAGCGUGUGCAGUAUGCCAAUCAAAUAGCUGCACAAAGAAUGUUGACUCCGGGUGAUGGGGCUAACGCCGAUGAAUACGCCAGCGAUCAAGAGCCAUUGUUAAACAACUAGGCUACA